AUGGCGUGGUGGAAGAACGGCGCCUUGGUCGCCGCGGCGACCCUCGCCGUGGCCGCGGUGGUGUGCGCCGGCGUGGCGGCGGCGGCGGCGAGCAAGUUCGACGACGUGGUGCAGCCCAGCUGGGCCAACGACCACGUCCUGUACGAGGACGACCUCCUCAAGCUCCGCCUCGACAGCUCCUCCGGCGGGGGAUUCGCGUCCAAGAACCGGUUCUUGUACGGCAAAGCGACCGCCGAUCUGAAGCUCGUGCCGGGGGACUCCGCCGGCGUCGUCACUGCUUUCUAUGUGACUGUCGUCGGCGGGGGACAAGCACAACGAGUUCGACUUCGAGUUCCUGGGCAACGUCACCGGCGAGCCGUACCUGGUGCAGACCAACCUGUACAUCGACGGCGUGGGCAACCGGGAGCAGCGCAUCGACCUCUGGUUCGACCCCACCGCCGACUUCCACACCUACGCCGUGCUCUGGAACCCCAGCCAGGUCGUCUUCCUCGUCGACGACACCCCCAUCCGCGUCUACGACAACAAGAACGCCUCCGCCACCAAGCUCAAGGGCCACCACCGCCACCCCAACAACGCCACCAACACCACCGCCACCCAGGCCCAGACGGCGUCCGCGUUCCCGUCGCCGCAGCCCAUGGCCGUGUACAGCUCCAUCUGGAACGCGGACGACUGGGCCACGCGCGGCGGGCUGGUCAAGACGGACUGGUCGCACGCGCCGUUCGUGGUCACCUUCCGGGACGUGCGGGUGGAGGGCUGUGCCUGGGCCGCCAACGCCUCCGACUCGGACGCCGGCGAGGUGGCGCGCUGCAGCGGCAGCUCGUGGGGAAAGGAGGGCCGGUACUGGUGGAAGGAGAAGGACAUGCAGGAGCUGUCCGUGCACCAGAGCCACCAGCUGAUCUGGGCGCGCGCGCACCACCUCGUCUACGACUACUGCGUCGACACGGACCGCUUCCCCGUCCAGCCGCCCGAGUGCGCCGGCCGCUGAUCCGCCGCGUCGUCGCCGGCCGCCUCCAUGGGAAUCUUUAUUUAGUACUCCGUAGAAUGGAUCCAUGA
This is a messenger RNA of Triticum turgidum subsp. durum (durum wheat), 1053 nucleotides long. The record is from the annotation of a GenBank genome assembly. Lineage: Eukaryota; Viridiplantae; Streptophyta; Magnoliopsida; Poales; Poaceae.